CACAUGGCCAAUAUCUAAAACCCAACAGCUUUUAUGGAGCCAACCGAAAAUGGUUAUAGGAACUGCAGUCUCUAGCAUAUCCCUCCUCAGGAUCCUGCAAGGGGUGGCUGUAGCGACGAAAUCACCUGAAAACAUCCCGCGUCGAAUUAUACAAAGUGUCUGUACGGGCGCCGCCAAUAAUCCUGAAGAUGGUGUUGCCCUGUCCUUCAGUGACUGGCGUACCGCUAUAGAAACGAAAAUUCCCGGUGAAGAUACUCGACAGGUUGCUAACAUAGGGCUCUCUAUUGCGUAUCUCCGUGAGCUCUAUACAGGCAAAGAAGGCGAUGCUCGCAAGGCCGUAAGCGAGGCUGACCUUGUUCUCAUCUGGGGACUAAUCCAUAGCGCUCUCACCAGUAAGUUGCUCACGAGACAACUCUGCACUGCUUCUCGAAGCGCGCAAGGAUUUAUCUCUGUGGCCCUCUGUAGCUUGAUCAAGAACGGGAACAUAGACGAGCUAUUCCGGCUUCAUGUGUGGUUACCGGAUGGGUACAGAGGAAAUCAUGAAGUUUCCAUCCAUUCUCAUCAAGCAUUUGCCCAGAGUUGGAUCUUGGCUGGCGAAGGGAUAGACCACUCAUACCAGGUCGAGCACGUUAACGAUCUAGAAACUGCCACUCACUCGGAAUAUGCCCUGGCAUGGAGUGAUGGUAAGAAUCUGGGAACCAACUACAAAACAAACCAGACAUUCUCGACCAUCACUAAUACCAAGAAGUUAGUUCGUGUUGUUCCUCUGAAGACAGAUCUUCAUCGUCGAGGAGUAAGCUACACGAUUCCUGCAGCCCAGUACCACAGUACUGAGGUCGCGCCUGGUCGGUUCCAUGCUACCCUUUUUGUUUUCGACUCACAGCGAGGAUUUGUCCAAGAUGCCGGUGUUCUCGGUCCCAAGGACGGCGAUUCCUUCACGCAGCUUCGCGAUGCUGCCGGUGUGACACCAGAGGCCUUGGCGUUGACUGUCGAUGCCGUGAGGUCUUGGGAAAUAUUCAUGCAUCAGGGGGAAAAGCACAUUCACAACGCUGAGUGGGAACAUGCGCUGCGAGCUUUCAGCAAAGCCCUCAGCCUGUGCGAUAACGACGACAGUUUCCCUAACAAGGCUUAUCACACGCGCGAGGUUCUAUACAAAAUUGGGCGUGUCAACCGGUGUCUCGGUAGAUACGAAAUUGCUAGGGACACUCUGGAGAAGGUCAUAACCGACAUGGAAGUGAACGUGCUGCGUGUAGACUGCGUUGGCGAGCUGGGAGUCGUCUAUCGACAUCUGAACAACCUCACAGAUGCGAUGCGCAUGUUCGAGAUACAGUACCAUACAGCGAGACAACUAGGUCUUGAAGCUGAAGCCUGCCGCGCCGUUGGAAAUCUCGGCAUGGUAAACUAUCAGAUAUCUCGGCGAGACCACGACGACAAGAUUCUUGACCUGGCAAUUGUGCAGCUUCAAGAGCGCGUACAGCUCGCCCGAAACAUCCAGCAGUCAUUAUCCGCAAAAGGCAAGUCUAAAGAAUCUAGCGCUAUGAAAAAUGGCAUAAAUUGGGAGAUCAUUGGUUUAUCUCGUCUCUCGCUUUGUCUCUCAGCUCGGAAUAACCUGAAGGGGGCGGUGGAAACAGCUCAGCAAGCCUUAGCCCUCGUGACGGGGUUUGGUGAUCCAACUGUCGUUGCUUUAACUCGGUUCUUCUAUGGACAUGCGCUGCGACUCAGCGGGCGUCUUAAAGAGGCUAUGGAACAGUUCAAUACGUGCACCGGAUGCACACCCGCCAUCGCGCUCUGCAAGGAGCCUUCGGAAGAACACUUGGGGUACUUGAAAGAAUUAGUAGAUGCCGGCGUGGACUUGGAAAUCGUAGACGAGCAAGGAUACACGGCACUGGAUUAUGCCGUGUUCUGCGGAAAUAACGAGUUCAAGAAGGUCGUGAUCAACGGUCUCCAGCGAGGAGCCAGCGAAUACGAAAUCGAAGCGUGGCUCAUGGGAGCGAGGCUCCGCAGGAGCUAUCGCAAGCUCUUCCAAGAAGUCCUCCGCCCGAUCCUUAUCAAGCGCCGCCAUCACGACGACUGCAUGCACAGGCUGCGCAGCGCAUACGCCGAGUCGCUCCGCGCCGACGACGACGCGAAAGCCAUGUUCUCCGGGUUCUCCUUCGUGCCGUACUCGGCCUUCCGCUCCCUAGGCAGACUGCCGAAACACACCGACGGGCUGGUCAAGGAGUUCACCGGCGAGUCUGGAUCCGAGGGGUAUAAGAACCCCGACUUCGUCAUCUUCUUCUCGUAUAGGUGGAGGGGGGCCUCGUCGCCGGACGACGAGGCUAAUACGCAGUAUAGGCGGAUGCUGGCUGCUACCGAGGAGUUUUUGAAGCUGCGUACUUCGGUCGAUAGGGCAAGGAUGGGGAUUUGGCUGGACUGCGCUUGUAUAAACCAGAGCAACCCUAUGCCGGGCGUCCACGCCUUGCCCAUGAUCCUCACCCAGUGCGAUGCUGUAAUCAGCAUAGCGGACGAGUUCUACUACGACAGAGCGUGGUGCUCGGUGGAGAUCCUUCUGAUCCAAACGCUGAAGAAGUCGUAUGGGCUGCAUUUGUGGUACGAGCAGGUGUAUGCGGAUUCGGAAGAGAAGCGGUUGAUUCUGAGAGACGGGCCUGUUGGUCUGGAGAUCUCCGUUGCGGUGAAGAACUUGAGCUUCGAGGAGAUAGAUAGGCCGAAGGUGAUGUUCUUGGAGAGGCAGAGCAAAUUGCUCGGAUGAAUGGCGGAUUGCGAGAGAACGAACUGUUUGGUUGGGUUAUAGGGGAGCGGAAAGGGGCAGGGCAUAG
Molecule: messenger RNA, 2816 nt
Organism: Daldinia decipiens
Lineage: Eukaryota; Fungi; Ascomycota; Sordariomycetes; Xylariales; Hypoxylaceae
Exons: 2
Coding region: 50-2749 (899 amino acids)
Molecular function (GO): protein binding
Source: RefSeq, a predicted model, not a curated record